UUUAAAAGUGUAGGUCCAAAUAGAAGUUUUAAAAUCUAUCUAAAAUCUAAACACAAGCUCCGACUGCGUGUGGGCUGUAAACACCGAGUGCGCAGCCGUAUUGUGUUCGAUAAAGCUCCCCUGCGCCCCUGGCGCUCGGUGCGCGCCGAAAUCUGGAUACACCUUACUGUUCGAUCACACCAGGUGGGGGAGGGGGGUAAGAGGGGUCAUCAUAUUCAUUACAGCCUUUGGAUACGUACGCUGUUGUCAUGUGUCUGUUGAUAACUUUAAUCGGCUGCCCGUGAUUCGUUUAGCACACGAUACAAGAAGCCGUGUAGUUGUAAGACAGGCUUGUUAUUGAUGAAUCUGUUUGCAUAUCAACUUAUGUUUUCGCAAACUCAGAGUGAAGUUUUACGUGCAUACGUUUUCGUGUAGAAUUAUCAGUAUAUCACAUAUAAUGUGUGAGAAUUUGAUUCACUAGUCGAAACUAUCAAAAUAUUGAAGCAAUGCCAUUUGAAGCGGAUGAACGCUCCUUGGCCCAGGAUCGGGAGUUGAUUCAUAGGUUGGCUCAGAAGUCAGAUGAGCUUCUCUCAAGGCUGGCAGAAGUGACACCUUCACUCGAACAGCUCACGACCGAAACUGCUAAAGUAAAUCUGAUAUUUCGAAAUGUGAUAGGGGAUUUAAAUGCUUUGUCGGAGAAGCGUUUCGUCGAGAAUCGGGUUGAAGCAGUUCACGAGAGGAAGAUACCGCCAGAGCCAAAGGGCCCGCGGCCAGCUACUGCGGAAGAACUACGCGAGGCUGUUCAAGAGGGCCUCCAAUCAUUUGGAUUACUUCCAGCUGGCGAGCUUACCGACAUGGAGACCGGUUACGAGUGCUUCCAAAGAGAGCGACCAUUCUCAUUAGUGAUCGGCACCCCACGGUGGCUAGAAGAGGAUCCCCUUGGUAGAGCGGAAGUACCUGAAACGUCAGGUACAUUUGAGGAAUCACUGUUGUCAGAGGCUAUUGAAGAUCUGAUAUCACCAAUUUCACUACCGUACGAGAUCGAAAAGGCAGCUGAUGCGGCGGAGUGGUUUGACCGUAGCCGCCAGGGAAGGACUUCGAGCAUCAGUACGCCGAAAGCCACCUUUGCCGAGGACUCUAGCAGUCUAUCAUCGGUGUUCGACUUCCCACAGCGAAGUAGCGUGCCGACCAUUUUACCUCAGCCAGGAAAUUCGAAAGACACUGCUUCACCUGGAGGCCCCUUUGACGACGAAAGUGAAAACGAUGGAGAUUUGUUUGGUACCGUUCAGAAGCCAUCCUUGACAUAUUGCGAAGUGAGUCAACAAAAGAAAUCGGCUCGACAAGCGACAAAGGUCACAUCACUUUUGGACAAGCAAGAGCCAUUAGAAGCCGCCUCGAUAGUAUCUGCACAGUCAUUUCUUAGUGAACUAAAAUUUAAGACAACGCAAAGGACGAAGCAGUCAACCGACGCCGAAGAAGAACAACGUAGGAGCAUCAAACAUACCUCAGAAAAAUCUCAGCCUACGGCUUUUGCGCAAGUUUCCGAUGAUCGAAAGAGAGAUGUCUCCAAUGAAAUCACCCGAGAUCACAACCAGGGCACAACCGCACCACCAACAUUGUUCAGGAAUUGCGAAGCGACAACGAAAACUGCAUUGGCACAAAAGCGUCCCUCAAUAUUCGACAGUGAUUCGGACUCUGACCUUUUGGCCCCGGUAGCGCCACCACCGAGUUCGCUGAACCUUAGCAAAACCACUGCAGUGGAAAAUCCACUUUCCCAAACAAAGAACAAGUCUAACUUAACACUCGACAGUGAUCAAGAAUCAGAGAAGGAAAUUACGCCAUCACUGCUUCAUCCGUCCAUGCCUACCCUCAGCAAUUCUGGUAACGAGCAUAGAAAUUCGAUUAUAUAUCGAAAAGACCUUCCGAAAAGGGGAUUCCUAUUUGACAGUGGCAGUGAUUCGGAAAGCGACAUAUUCUCGAAGAAACCAUCGCCCCUAUUUAAGAAAAAUAAAAACAUAGCAGCGUCACCACAUUCGGUAGAACCAGCAGUAAAGGCCAAAACAACAUCUAUUGAAAAAGAGCAAGUUCGUAAAAACGCCCUGCUUCCCGCGAUACCAUUUCAACCGACUACAGACAAGGAUAGGUCCGACGAAAAAAUAUUUGGCUCUCGAUUUUCCGCGCCGGACGCUAAUCUACAACCACCUCAAUUUACUCCUUUAUCUUUAGAUCCUAUAGGAGCCACAAUCACUGAGAAGAAAACCAUUGCAGAGCUUCAGUCUAGAGAGCAUAUACCGAAGCCGUUGGAAUCUUUUGUAAAGCCUCCUUCCAGUGAUUCUGAUGAAUCGGCAAUAAGAAAACAUUCGCCUGAGGUGGACAAUAUUCAAGAUACAGACCACCAAAAAGUGGCAUCAAAAAAACUAGCCCUAUUCGAUAGUGAAUCCGACGAUGACUCUCUUUUUGGUGACCCCUUAAAAAAGCCUACUGCUUACGAAGAAAAACUUCCGAGAAUUGAAAGUUAUUCAAAGUCAACGCUAGGUACUGAUCAACAUCUUUUUGUGAACUCAACUGUUAGAUCAACCCUAGAAAAACAGAUAAAACCAGCUACUGAAACGGUAGUGGAAAAUAAGAAAGAUGAAAAAUCGGACCAGAAACAGGAAGAAAGCAAUUUGAAGAUGACGUACGAGAAGGAGUGCGUAAACAAAAUUAGUGCAGCACUUCCUAUAGACACAGUAGAGAGUGUAAGGCAAAAACAACAGCAGUCUGGUACGGUACCUGUUGACGGCGAUACUCAAAGCGGCAACUCGUAUAGUGAACGCAGCCGUCAAACAUUACCUGAUGAUGAGUCUCCAUCUAACAAGAUGGAGAAGCAGUUUACAGAACAAUUGACCUUCGAUGAAGUCAUGCUUCCGAUUGCGGCCGUAAGUACCACUCCCAUAGCCGACGAACUAAAACAACCGAUCGCAUCCGAAGAUAAAUCUCUGGUAGCGGAUCAGGCCAAGCUUCCAGCCCCUGAGCAAGGAAAUUCUUCACUGUGGAAAAUUCCAGUUAAAUCUUGUAUCCCAGUAAAGAUCAAACCACCGUUUCCCGUAAAAGUAAAUACAACAAGUAAGAAUAUAAUCAAAACACCAGCGGAAAAUGAAGCGGGUCUUUCCCAAGAGACUCAACCUUACUCUAGACAAGAAGUUGAACACAUCGCAGUGGAAAAAAUAGUACGUGACGAUACUUCAUCGAACGAAACAACAAUGGAUCAGGAUAUCUCCUCAAAGAAAACAGGAAAAAUCGAUUCGGUAAAGAGGGUAGGAACCGGGCUUCCUGUAGGCUUGUUGCGAGGCCUUAAGUUAAAGCAGCAGCAGUUCGGCAUAGCACCUCCUCAGCGCAAGACCCAUAGCAGUGAUUCCGAUUGCGAUAGCCGGUCAGAAUCGGAAUCCGUGGAUUCGUCGAUUGCAAAACCGGAGUCAGCACUCUUUUCUGGUGGCCAAACUAUCGGAAAAGUUGUUGAAAACAAAGGCAUAAUAAACAUCACAAAAAGUCGCGCAAAAGGUCCCAUUGGACGUAGACUGCCAUCCAGAACGAAAACCUGCACCUCGCAAGAAAACACUGAUCAAGUGACAGAUGAAAGUGGUAACUCGGAGGAAUCCAAAAGCGAAAUAAUGGAUGUGGAUACGGAAAAGACUGACACCAGUGUCACUGACGGUGGCACCUUAAAAGCAUCGCUCGGAAGUCAAGCGGACGUAUACAGAGUAAUUACUCCGUCAAUGGACAAAAAUUCAGAUAUAUUUAUAAUAAAAAGGAACGAAAAGUUGACAAAGGAAAAUAGUUUGCAGAGUGAGGAUAUCAAAACGGAUAUUCCGACUCCGGAACAAAAACCUGCGCUCGUUUCAAACACUGAGUCUAAUAGGCCAACAAGAUGUCUAGCAGAGGAAUCACCGAAACUAUUUUCUUCGGACAGUGAUGACGAACUGUUUGCCCCGCAAACGAUACCGCAGAAGAAAACUUUACCAAGAGAAGCUGUUACGACUGUUACGAAGACGUUAACGACUUCGAAAGACGUACCGCCUUCAAAGUCAUUUACGGAUCCCCUUUCAGUACUUCCUGCCGGCGACACGGAAGUUAGUGCGGAGAAGAAUAAACAAAGUGUGGCUGCUGGUAACUUUGCAGCAGCGACAAAAAUAAGCAGCGCACCUUCGGAUAAGAAAAGACUUAUCAAAAGACAGAACAUAGCAAGCUUGCGGAAGGCAAACAUACCUUCAAGAAACGAAUUAUUUGAGGAUUCCGGUGAUGAUGAUGAAGACCUAUUUGGUACAAAAAAGGAUUUCAAAACGCUUACUCAAACAGUGCCCAAAUCAUUGACAAGCUUGUGCUUACCUCAGAACUUUGGCCAGGCGACGACACCACAGAGCCAACUGAACAGUAAAGGCCUAUUUGGUUCCGACUCAGAUUCCGAUGAUCUAUUCAGAAAGUGACUAGGGCGCUGACACUAACUGCAGAAUGUAUAACAAUUUUCAUAUAAAAGCAAUCGACAGCUAGCGGUUUAUGAAGAUGUUUAUAAGUAGUCUAUAGACAUUGAGGUAACAAACAAAUCCAUAUAUCGCGUAGGUGUUGAAUACCGGUUAAAUCUUUUACUUGAUAAAUUCUUGUUAUGUAAUUUUCA
Varroa destructor (honeybee mite) is the source of this 4630-nucleotide messenger RNA. RefSeq lists its product as uncharacterized. The record is from RefSeq and is a predicted model, not a curated record. NCBI's taxonomy places the organism in Eukaryota, Metazoa, Arthropoda, Arachnida, Mesostigmata, Varroidae.